Messenger RNA from Nycticebus coucang (slow loris), 567 nucleotides. It is a transcript of the gene DUXA, whose product is annotated as double homeobox A. Gene Ontology annotation, molecular function: DNA binding. Lineage: Eukaryota; Metazoa; Chordata; Mammalia; Primates; Lorisidae. The record is from RefSeq and is a predicted model, not a curated record.
AUGGCCCACGACAGCUCUGCUAGCCAAACCAGAGCAACAAAUCAUAGGCGCAGUCGCACCAAAUUCACAGACGAUCAGCUGAAAAUCCUCAUCAAUACCUUCAAUCAAAAACCUUACCCGGAUUAUGCCACCAAAGAAAAACUUGCUUUAGAAACUAACACUGAUGAGUCAAGAAUCCAGAUUUGGUUUCAGAAUCGAAGAGCCAGGCACAAAUUGGAGAGAAAAACAGAACUUGAGGAAACUUUAGAAUUGAGCCAAAACCAAGGACAAAUUUGCCCUGCAGAAGAGAAGCAAAGAAGAGAAACCAGACGGUGUCGCACCUCCUUCAGUCCCACGCAGUUACAAACUCUCAUCCAGGCUUUUGCGAAAGACCGUUACCCCGGGAUUGAGCGCAGAGAACAACUUGCUGAAGAAACCGGGGUUCCAGAGUCAAGAGUCCAAAUUUGGUUUCAAAAUCGAAGGUCUAAAUACUAUUCCCAGAGAAGAAAAAAAGAAUGUGAUAAGUCUUUAGAACAAGACCAAGACAAGAUCUCUGAGGGAGAUCAAGGUAUAGAAGAUAUACAAUAG